Arctia plantaginis is the source of this 1632-nucleotide messenger RNA. The record is from the annotation of a GenBank genome assembly. Lineage: Eukaryota; Metazoa; Arthropoda; Insecta; Lepidoptera; Erebidae.
AUGGAACUAGUUAAACAAGUGUGUUCUUCUGUUUUAGUGUUAGUUUUAUCUGUAUGUUUAGUGUGUAGUCAGUCUGUUAGAUCACCGUGUCCUGGAAUAUUUGAUUACGAACGAGUUGAAUCCGGAAUUCGUGGGAAAAUUGUUAUAAGACCUGGUGCGCCUACAACGCAGUUAGUAGUGCAGGUUAAUUUCACCGUAACUGCACAAAUCUUUAAUAACUACUAUGGCAGUUUAAAUCAAGUGAACGAGAGGUUUGCCCUCCAGAAUUACAACCAAGGAUCGCCGAUGGUGUUCCAUGUUACCUUACCAAUGAUGUCACCACUUCCCAAGGUAACUGCGAUUACAGUCAACGGUCAAACAAUAUGCAGAGGACCCGGAGAUACCCUUCGGCCAAACCGAUACCUCACGACCUUCAGUUUGCAGCAUACUUCGUACUUCCAGGGAGGGGCACAGGUGCUGCCGCCGAUACAGCCGUAUCAACCAAAUGGCGGCUCACAAGAUUACGACACUCAAGACAAUACCUAUGAUGUGAAUUCUUCAAGCCAUCCCGUAUACCAACCAAGUAUACCAGCAUAUGAAACAUCUCGCAGACCUAACCCAAUUGUGAACCAAAACUUGUACUAUCCAAGUUAUGAGGAAACAACGCAAAGACCUUAUAAACCUCAGACUCGACCUCAGAACCGACCUCAGACCCUACCGCAGGCACCUAUUCAAGAGAUACCACAAUACUACCCUCCAGUAGAGGAGGUAUACCAAACACCAGAACCUGUCACGACAGAGAGAGUAGUACAGAGGCCUCAACCUCAAUCUCAACCUCAAACUUAUGCUGAAUGUGGAACGAGGUCCAGCAAACUGGAUAAACUUGCACUAAUUUACGGUGGGGAAGACUACCAAAGGGGAGACCAGCCCUGGUUGGUCGCUAUCUAUAAGAAAAGUGGCAGUAACCUUAAUUUUAAAUGUGGUGGUACUCUUGUCUCAAACAGACAUAUUGUCACCGCGGCUCAUUGUAUGUGGUUAGGCGCAGACAAAUCUGCAGUGCAGGACAUGAUUGUGAAACUGGGAGUGCACCGGUUAAGUGACUGGGAAGAUGACAUCGUGGUCACUAGGAGUCUGAUUGAUGUGAAAAUACAUGAAGAAUAUGAUUCCAAUUCGUUUAAAAAUGACAUUUCAGUGCUAAUUUUGAGCAAAGAAGUGAAAUUUAACACGUAUAUACGACCAGCUUGUCUAUGGGAUGGCAAUAAUGCUCUUGAACAAAUUGUCGGGUCUUCUGGAGUUGUGGCAGGUUGGGGUGAACAGAGCAGGCAAGGUGGUGGAGCCGAUAUGCCUCAAUUGGUGCGCUUGCCCAUCGUCAGAACUGAAAAGUGCCGCGCUAGUAAAGAGUCAUUCGUCGAGCUCACCUCUGACAAAACUUUUUGUGCAGGCGAUCACAACGGCGUGGGUCCCUGUAGAGGAGACUCUGGUGGUGGCCUGUAUUUAUUAGACGGAGUGAGGUGGAGACUCCGUGGUAUAGUCUCCGUAUCUCUCCGGGGUCUAGACGGUGGAUGCAAUCUGAACGAGUACGUCGUAUUCACGGACACAGCGAAGUAUUUGCCUUGGAUCAAUAAAGUUUUAUCAACGAAAUAUUAUGAUUAA